Molecule: messenger RNA, 5056 nt
Organism: Gymnodraco acuticeps
Lineage: Eukaryota; Metazoa; Chordata; Actinopteri; Perciformes; Bathydraconidae
Gene: col28a2a
Product: collagen, type XXVIII, alpha 2a
Exons: 36
Coding region: 287-3946 (1219 amino acids)
Molecular function (GO): serine-type endopeptidase inhibitor activity
Source: RefSeq, a predicted model, not a curated record
AACACAUCCCAGUUCUCCCUGAGGGCAGAGCGGAGUCCUGGAAAUGCUCAAUGGGCUCUAGUCUGGCGGUACCUCCUUAUAAAGGAGGCGUGAGUGUCUGGGAGUCUCUCACUCUCUGCUCCACAGAAUGACUGACACCGCUGCUGCUGCUUCUGUUCAUCAAUGAGCUAACUGGAGCUUACUGUGCACCUUCUGCUGUUCCUGCUACCUUCUUCAAGUGGGCUGCACUCAAAAAGGACACUAUAAUUUGCAGCAUUUCCAAAGGAGGUUUAACUUUGGGUCACGGAUGUGUCCCUCCUUUAAGUUGGUGCUGCUGGUCACAGCACUGACAUGUGUUUGGACGCAAGACCUUUACGAAGAGAGGAAAACUAACAAGAAAUCCAGGGCCAAACCUGUGGCAGCAAAUAUAAACAAUGGACAAGCCAUCCUGGAUGAGAACUGUAGCUUGGAGCUCUCCUUCCUGUUGGACAGCUCCGAGAGCGCCAAAGACAACCACGAGCAGGAGAAGCAGUUCUCCAUGAACAUGGUGGACAGACUGAAGGGCAUCCAGCUGCCUACCGGCCAAGGAUUGAGCUUGAGGGUGGCUCUUCUGCAGUACAGCAGCCAUGUUAUCAGAGAGCAGACCUUCAAGGACUGGAGGGGCACAGAGAACUUCAAGACCCUUAUAACUCCCAUCAUUUACAUCGGGCACGGCACCUACACCACCUACGCCAUCACCAACAUGACCAGGAUGUACCUAGAAGAAACCAGCCCCAGCAGCAUCAAAGUAGCCGUGCUGCUCACAGAUGGCAUUUCCCAUCCGAGGAACCCGGACAUCUUCUCUGCUGUUGCUGAUGCCAAGAACCAGGGCAUCAAAAUCUUCACUCUGGGCAUCACCCGGACAGCCAACGAGCCAGCCAAUGUCGCCCAGCUGCGACUACUGGCCAGCUCCCCGGCUUCCCACUUCCUCUAUAAUUUACAGGACGAAGACGUUAUUCAAAAAAUCGCCACUGAGAUUACUAGCUUGGCUGAAGAAUCAUGCCCCCUGGCUCAGAAAUGUGCUUGUGAAAAAGGAGAGAGGGGACCCAGCGGGCCUGCGGGGAAAAAAGGUCGCUCCGGAGAAGACGGAGCCCCCGGGCUUAGAGGGCAAAAGGGUGAAGCAGGACUAAGUGGUCUACCUGGAAAAGAGGGUGCUGAGGGGAAACCAGGUUACAAAGGAGAGCAGGGCGAGAGGGGUGAAUGUGGUACUCCAGGAAUCAAAGGAGACAGGGGCCCUGAGGGACCAGUUGGAACAAGAGGACCUAGAGGGCUGCAGGGGUUACCUGGACCACAUGGGGACGUUGGACCAGAGGGCCAUCAGGGAAAGCAGGGUGAACGUGGCAUAUCUGGCCCUCCGGGAAUUCAGGGGGAAACUGGCAUUGGCCUUGCUGGACCAAAGGGUGAUAUGGGAUUCCAGGGUCGAGCAGGUCCUCCCGGCCCCCGUGGAGUGGGCGAACACGGCCCUCCUGGACCUCAAGGACCACAAGGUGUUCAAGGGGAAAGAGGACCCCAAGGCGAGGGGCUUCCCGGACCAAAGGGGGAACGGGGGCUCGGCGGACCGAGGGGACCAAGGGGACAGCAGGGUGCAGGAAUCAAAGGAGAACGGGGUGAUAUGGGGCCUCUAGGUUUUCCAGGGCCAACUGGACUGACAGGAGCGGGCAUACAAGGAGAGAAGGGAGUCGAGGGUCCAAAGGGUCCACCAGGUGGCAGAGGAAAUCGGGGAGAAGGUUUACCUGGACCUAAGGGAGAUCAAGGUUUACCAGGAGAGCAGGGGUCCACAGGAGAGAGAGGCCUUGGGGAGCCAGGUUCAAAGGGGGAUCCUGGAUCAGCGGGUUUGGGGGGCCUGCCUGGUCUUCCAGGAGAGGACGGGGCUCCAGGGCAGAAGGGGGAAGGUAGUUUACCUGGUCUAAGAGGUGCUGAGGGAGCACAAGGAAUUGGCAUUCAAGGAGAGAAGGGUGACCAGGGUCUGAGGGGCAUCCGAGGGUUACAUGGACCUCCUGGGAUAUCAGGACCAUCUGGACCAAAGGGUGAACGUGGUUUGUCAGGCCAGCAGGGCAUGCCGGGACAGCCAGGACGGUCCAUAUCAGGUCCAAAGGGUGAUGUAGGAACUGCUGGUCCCUCUGGUCCUGUUGGAGAAACAGGCCAUGGAUUACCUGGUCCAAAGGGUGAUCGUGGUCAUCUGGGUCCAUUAGGGCCAGUUGGACCAAAAGGUGAAGGCUUCCCCGGACCUGUGGGUCCUCCAGGCCUGCCAGGAUUACAGGGCGAGCAAGGCCCAGAAGGAGUAGGAAUCCCUGGUCCCAAGGGUGAUGUUGGCUUUCGAGGAUUGCCAGGUUUGCCCGGGCCAACUGGAGAGGGCUUACAGGGGCUGCCUGGUAAUGUUGGGAGGGCAGGGCCUGCUGGUCCAUCUGGUCCUGCAGGAGAAGGUAUUCAAGGCCCAAAGGGUGAUGCAGGAUCUCAGGGUAUGACUGGGCCAAGAGGUCCUCAUGGAGAUGGAUUUCCUGGAUCCAAGGGUGAUCGUGGAUCACAGGGUGAGAGGGGCACGAAGGGUACAAAAGGAGAAUUGGGAGAUGAAGGAGUCCCUGGUGAACUAGGAAAGCCUGGAGUUAAAGGAGACCAAGGACUCACAAGAGAAGACAUUUUGAAGCUGAUCAAAGAAAUCUGCGGAUGUGGCAUCAAGUGCAAGGAAAGGCCGAUGGAGUUGGUGUUCGUCAUCGACAGCUCGGAGAGUGUCGGCCCCGAGAACUUUGAAAUCAUUAAGGACUUUGUCACCAGGUUGGUUGACCGGACCACAGUCGGACGUAAUGCCACCAGGAUCGGACUGGUCCUCUACAGUCUGGAUGUUCAUUUGGAGUUCAAUUUGGUUCGCUACAUGAGCAAACAGGAAGUUAAACAGGCCAUCAGAAAGAUCUCUUACAUGGGUGAGGGCACCUACACUGGCACCGCCAUCAGAAAGGCGACUCAGGAGGCGUUCUUCAGCGCUCGGCCUGGAGUCAGGAAAGUAGCCAUCGUCAUCACCGAUGGUCAAACUGACAACCGAGAGCCAGUCAAACUUGACAUAGCUGUGAGGGAAGCUCACGCCGCAAACAUCGAGAUGUACGCCCUGGGGAUCGUCAACUCUUCUGAUCCCACGCAGGCUGAGUUCCUGCAAGAACUCAACCUCAUUGCCUCUGACCCCGACAGCGAACACAUGUACCUUAUUGAUGACUUCAACACUCUACCAGCACUGGAGUCUAAACUCGUCAGCCAGUUCUGUGAAGAUGAAAAUGGCGCCCUCAUUUACAAUCGUUUAACAAAUGGAAACUGGAACAAUGGCCAUGGUACUAAUGGACAUGUAGAGAACAACAAUGGAUAUAAUGGUAAUAAUGGUUACGUUGUAUAUAAUAAUGGAUAUGGGGACACUGGAAAAGCUAAAGAUAACCAAGAGGAGAAUCCAAGUUCGGGGCGCACCAGCAGCCGAGGCCGUGGAGACACCUUCACGCUGCCCAUCAGCGCUGAUCCCCUCCCAAUCCAGGAGCUGGAAGAUGAUGAAGGUGAAGAUUUAGACUUCAGAGCCCAGACGCGGGGCGCUAACACGGUAGCAACCGUAGCUGUAGUUAACAAAACAACAUCUUUAUCGCCUGUAAGAGAAAGCUCCGACUUCAAUGAGGCCGUCAUAUCUCGUCUGAUCUCAACUUUAGAUUUAAGCUCUAACCAGUUGCAGCCAGUGGUGAGUCCAGUCCUGCCUGAAGAGGCCCCUGCUCAGGACCCUCGCUGUAACCUCACCUUAGAACAAGGCACCUGCAGAGACUACACCAUACACUGGUACUAUGACAUGCAGGCCAACGCCUGCGCACAGUUCUGGUACGGAGGCUGCGGUGGAAAUGACAACCGUUAUGAAACAGAAGAUGAAUGCAAGAAGACUUGCGUUCUAAACAAAACAGCAGGAUAAUAGGAGAAGCCAUCAGAAAAUCGACUUGAUUACUUUACUAUUUGUUAUUUUAAUGUGAUGAAUUCUGUCAGUUGGGUUCAGAAAAUUAUUUCAUGCACUUUUUGUAACACUUUUGUCUUCACACACAAAUGCAUAUAACAAAUAAAAUAGCAAGACAGAAUUAAAAAGCCAAUUGAAUCCAUCCAUCCAUCCAUCUUCUUCCGCUUAUCCGUGGUCGGGUCGCGGGGGUAGCAGUUCCAGCAGAGAGCCCCAAACUUUCUUUUCCCUGGCGACAUCAACCAGCUCUGACUGGGGGAUCCCAAGGCGCUCCCAGGCCAGCGAAGAGAUAUAAUCCCUCCACCUGGUCCUAGGUCUACCCCUUGGUCUCUUCCCAGCUGGACGUGCCUGGAACACCUCCCUAGGGAGGCGCCCAGGUGGCAUCCUAACUAGGUGCCCGAACCACCUCAACUGGCUCCUUUCGACGCGAAGGAGGAGCGGCUCAACUCCGAGUCCCUCCCUGAUGACCGAACUUCUCACCUUAUCCCUAAGGGAGACACCAGCCACCCUGCGGAGAAAACCCAUCUCGGCCGCUUGUAUCCGCGAUCUCGUUCUUUCGGUCAUGACCCAUCCUUCAUGACCAUAGGUGAAUCAAAUCCUAAAAUAAAUGUUGACAUGUUGCUGUUUCAAACCAAAGAUAACUGACUGACUUCACUAAGAUUCACUUCUACAAAACUUUAUUACCUCAAAUUGUAUUGUUCUCUACAGACCGGAAUGAAUCCUUUAUUUAGGGUUUGUCUGUCCUCGUUUUAUUUAACAACCUACAUUCAUUUUGUUAUAAUUGAGAAAUGUACCUUUAGAUCAUUCUUAUACCACUAUGAGCCACUUGCUUUACAUUGUGUUUAUAUUAUUUACCAGAAAACGCUGGGUACUUGUGUGUGUGUUCUUUUUGUUGCUGUUACAAUCUUCUCGUUCGAGUUUUCCGGCAGCUGUAACAGACGGCCAUUUCUGUCUACUGCAAUCGUCAUCUUGUGAUGAAGAUUGAGGAUUUCUGCACAUAUCGAAUUAAAGGGCAGUUUGUGUGUGUAUCUGAAUAAAUGGGUUAUAUGUUUUUAAUAAAAAAAGUAAAAUAAU